Molecule: messenger RNA, 1398 nt
Organism: Coniosporium apollinis CBS 100218
Lineage: Eukaryota; Fungi; Ascomycota; Dothideomycetes
Exons: 3
Coding region: 1-1398 (465 amino acids)
Molecular function (GO): protein binding
Source: RefSeq, a predicted model, not a curated record
AUGGAGGAAAUCGAGGUACGGCAAGCUGCAGACGCCUUGCUGCAGAAGCUUCAGGGAGCCGGUGUAGUCCCAGGCAACGGGACUGACUAUGGGGAAGGUGAUGUCCAGCGCGUAGAGCUCAGCAAAAACCCGCGGCCCGAAUGCGUCGCAUCCACAAGGUCUUUAUACUGUAGCCCAGUUGGUGAUCCUACAAUUGCUAGUGAAGUCGGCGCUGGCGCGUCGAACUACUUCAAGAGCGCACAAUGGUCGCCAGACGGCACCUGUAUUCUGACCAACAGCGCCGACAACCACCUCCGAACCUUCGUGCUGCCUGCGGACCUCCUCUCCGAACCAACAAACCACGCAUUGGCGCCCUAUGCGUCGCUGCACCAGCAAGUCUACGCCUAUGCGCUCCACCCGCUCUUCUCCCUCUCAGAGACCAGUUCCACACUCGUGCUCAGCAGCUUCCGCGACCUUCCGCUCCGCCUGCACAAUGCUCUUGCCUUUGACGUUGGGAUGGUAGCAAGCUAUCCACAUAUCAAUCCCCUCACCGAGGAGUACAUCCUCACGCACUCGCUUAUCUGGACCAGCGCCGGCACACACUUCAUGACAGGCAGUGAGCACCAGCUCAGUGUCUUCGAUGUCAGUCGAGGCGGAGAAGGCCCGGUGACGCGCCAUUUCGCCGGCUCGUCGAAGUACAAGGCGAAGAACGCGUUAGGCGGCAUGAGAGGGAUUGUCUCGGCGCUCGAUAUCAGCUGUGAAGGCUACCUGGCAGCGGGGACUUUUGCGGGGAAUGUUGCUUUGUUCGGUGACGAGGGCCGUGGGGAGUGCUUCUCCUGCUUCUCUGUCGCUGGGUUCCGUGACGAAGACGAAAAGAUUGGCGGCUUGGGGAUCACGCAGGUGAAGUGGAGUCCCUGCGGUCGGUACCUUUAUGUCGCGGAGAGGAAAAGCGAUGGGGUACUUGUGUACGACAUCCGUGUCGCUGGCAAGAGACUCGGCUGGCUGGCCGGUAGGAAGGCGAAUACAAACCAGCGGAUGGGCAUGGAUGUGAUUGCAACAGCCGAAGGGCACGAGGUUUGGGCAGGUGGGACUGAUGGGAAGGUCCGUGUGUGGACUAAUGCUACCGACGCAGAAGGAGAACAGGGGCCUGGUUUUGAGUGGCAGGCUCAUGAGGAUGCGGUGUCUUCAGUCAUCGUGCAUCGGACUGGCUCGGUCGUCGCAACUUGCUCUGGUCAACGACAUCCUCCCUCAAUCACAAAUCACGAGAUGUCUGAUGAAGAAGACUCAGAUGCCUCAUCAAGUUCAGACGAUAGCGACACUUAUUCGGCUAGCAGUGGUGAGGAUACGUCUUCUUCUUUCUCUCUGACUUCUACUGUCAUACCUACGUACGACAACACCCUCAAAGUCUGGGCGAUUUGA